AUGGUGCCAGAGCUUCUCAUAUUCCUUGGUCUCUUCUGGGGCAAACCUGGCUCAGCUGCUGCUCUGGAUAACUGUGUUUUCUUGGGGGAAGAGGAGAAAAACAGUCUGUAUGAAGAUGGAGAUGUAGUUAUAGGAGGCUUAUUCCCUAUACACUACAGCCCUGUGUCUUCUCUUCAAACAUACACAACAAAACCAGCACCUAACUCGUAUAAGUAUUUCAACUCUCGUGUUCUGCGCUGGAUACAGACCAUGACAUUUGCAAUCAAAGAGAUCAACCAGCGCAGUGACCUCCUGCCACAGCUCAAGCUUGGUUUCCAUAUCUGUGACAGCAGUAGUGACAUACCUGUCUCACUGAGAGCAUCUUUGCUGUUGGUGAACGGACAGCCAGAGACAGGUACUAGAGUGAACAGACACAAAGGUCUCAGAAGAAACAGUACUUCUAAUUUAGGCUGUGCUGCUACACAAAAUACUGUGUCCCCAGUAAUCAUAGGAGAUGCAGCUUCUGGGGUGUCGAUGGCAGUGCUGAGAAGCCUGGGUUCUUUCCAUAUCCCUCUGGUGAGCUAUUUUGCAUCUUGCAGCUGUCUGAGUAACCAAAGGGAGUUCCCCACAUUCAUGCGCACCAUGCCCAGUGAUGCCUUUCAGAUCAAAGCCCUGGCCCAGCUGGUGAGCUAUUUUGGCUGGACCUGGGUGGGAGUCAUUGGCAUAGAGUCUGAUUAUGCUCGCUUUGCCAUCCAGUUUUUCCUGCAAGAGUCAGUGCAGUACGGUGUGUGUGCUGCCUUCACUCACUUCUACCCUGUAGUACUGAGUCAGCAGGCUCUAGAUAAGCUUCUGGAUGUUAUUCAGAUGUCUUCUUCAAAGGUCAUCAUUAACUUCAGUAGUGCGUUAGAGAUGGAGGUCAUUCUGAGAGAGAUCCGAUGUCGUAAUAUUACCGGCCUGCAGUGGAUUGCCAGUGAAGCUUGGGCCACUUCCAGUUCUCUCUGGGAAAAUUUUGGAGAUCUGCUGACAGGAACACUAGGAUUUGCCAUCCGCAGAGCUGAUGUGAUUCCAGGGCUCAAACAACACCUCGCUGGACUUAGACCAUCCAAUAUUCAUGAAUCAGCUGUCUUGACAGAAUUUUGGGAAGAGCUGUUUAACUGCCGAUUGAAUGGGUCAAUGAAUGACCACUCACAUGGAGGCGACAACUACCUUAACAGAUUACCAUGUAAAGGGACAGAGAAUUUAAAUGAUGUUUACUCUCCUUAUUAUGAUGUGACACAGCUAAGAGUGUCCUAUAAUGUCUACAAGGCUGUGUAUGUGGUGGCCCAUGCCUUGCAGGAUAUGAGUAACUGCCUAAUUGGACAGGGGCCUUUCGUUAAUGGUGCCUGUGCAGAUCCGAAAACUGUUAAACCUUGGCAGCUAAUGCACUACAUGAAGCAUGUUAAUUUUUCUGUACUGAGUGAGAAAGUAAACUUUGAUCUAAAUGGUGACCCCAUUGCUUAUUACGAUCUCUUAAACUGGCAAAGGAGGCCUGACGGAUCACUACAUUUGGUAAAAGUAGGUUUCUAUGACGCCUCCUCGCCUGGACGCAGCCUGCUCAUAAAUGACUCAGUGAUCCAGUGGCCUGUUGGGAAGCAGGCUUCCCGGUCUGUAUGCAGUGACAGUUGUCCUCCAGGUUACCGCAUCGCCAGGAGAAAGGGGGAGCCCAUCUGCUGUUUUGACUGUGUCCCCUGUGCUGAGGGAGAAGUUAGUAAUGAGACUGAUUCUUUAGAGUGCUCACGCUGCUCAGAGGACAUGUGGCCCAAUAAAGUCAGAGAUCUCUGCAUCCCAAAGACUAUUGAGUUCCUGUCCUACUUUGAGUCGAUGGGUAUUGUGCUGUGUGUUGUAUCUGUUGUUGGAGCAUGUAUUUCUCUCUCCGUCCUUGCCAUAUUCUUCACAUACAAAGACACUCCACUGGUUCGGGCCAACAACAUGGAAUUGAGCUUCCUACUCUUGGUGUUUCUUGCUGUCUGUUUCCUUGUUGGUCUGCUGUUCAUUGGAGAGCCUUCAGACUGGCUUUGCCGUAUCAGGUACCCUGCAUUUGGAAUCAGUUUUGCCCUCUGCAUUUCAUGCCUGCUGGCCAAGACAGCAGUGGUCCUAGUGGCGUUUAGGUCCACACUGCCAGGAAGUAAUGUCAUGAACUGGUUUGGACCCAAACAGCAGAGAGCCAGUGUGCUUUUAGGAACAGCUGUUCAGGUAAUAAUCUGUCUGAUCUGGCUGCUCACCAGUCCACCUCAUGCCAACAACAACACAGAUUACAGUGCUUCCAUCAUCAUUGAGUGUGUUACUGGUUCAGAGGUUGGCUUCUGGUGUGUUCUUGGAUACAUUGGCAUUUUGGCCUGCAUGUGCUUCCUAAUGGCAUUUUUGGCACGGAAGCUACCUGACAAUUUUAAUGAGGCAAAGUUCAUUACUUUCAGCAUGCUGAUAUUCUUUGCAGUGUGGAUUACCUUUAUUCCAGUUUAUGUGAGCACAGCUGGGAAAUACACAGUGGCAGUUCAUAUUUUUGCUAUUUUAGCCUCAGCUUAUGGUCUCCUAUUUUGCAUUUUUGCUCCAAAGUGCUAUAUCUUAAUUCUGAAACCAGAAAAAAACAACAAGAAAAACAUGAUGCAAAGAUGA
Messenger RNA from Epinephelus moara (kelp grouper), 2631 nucleotides. Its product is annotated as extracellular calcium-sensing receptor-like. The record is from RefSeq and is a predicted model, not a curated record. NCBI's taxonomy places the organism in Eukaryota, Metazoa, Chordata, Actinopteri, Perciformes, Serranidae. Gene Ontology annotation, cellular component: membrane. Bases 1 to 2631 code for a protein of 876 amino acids. The transcript has 8 exons. Gene Ontology annotation, molecular function: G protein-coupled receptor activity. Gene Ontology annotation, biological process: G protein-coupled receptor signaling pathway.